AUGGAGGGGAGGAACCAUAUAUAUGUCUGGAGUGUGGGAAAAGCUUCAGAUGGAAUUGUCAUCUUACAUCACACCAGAGAUUUCACACAGGGAAGGAAACAGCAUUGCCUGGAGUGUGGAAAAAGCCUCAGUGCUUGUAGAAGCCUCGCUAUUCAUCAAAGGAUUCACAAAGGGGAGAAACCAUAUAAAUGUCUGGAGUGUGAGAAAAACUUCAGUCGCCAUGACAGCCUUAUUUCCCAUCAAAGAAUUCACAGAAGAGAGGAACCAUAUAAAUGUCUGGAGUGGGAUCCCGCCUGCAAAGGCUGCGCAGCCGCCGUGGGGCCGCCUGCAGCCGUGGCGGGGGCGCCGGGGGCCGGCAGGCCGGGGGUGGGCGUGGGCGUGGUGGUGACGAGCGGCGCCCACCCGGGCUGCGUGCUGCUGGGGCGGAGGAGGGGCGCGGUGGGCGGCGGCCUCUUCCAGCUCCCCGGAGGCCACCUGGAGUUCAGCGAGAGCCUGGCAGAAUGCGCAGAAAGAGAAACCUUGGAGGAAACCGCUCUGCACCUAAGAAACGUUCGCUUUGCUUCAGCUGUAAAUGCUGUUAGUGUGAAAGAGAACUACCACUAUGUCACUAUCCUAAUGAAAGGGGAGGUGGACUUCAGUUAUGAAUCAGAACCGAAAAACAUAGAACCUGAUAAGAACGAAAGUUGGAAAUGGGUGAAAUGGGAAGAGUUCCCCUCAGCAGAUCAACUGUUUUGGGCUUUACGCAGCUUAAAGGAACAAGGUUACAAUCCUUUCACAGAAGACUUAAGUCACCUGGUGGGCUACACUGGAAAUCACCUUUUCAUGACAAAGGAGACGUCACUAUAGCGUGUAUGAAUCACACAGAGAACUAUUUUAUAUAAUAAAGAGCUCUAGUUCA
This is a messenger RNA of Sphaerodactylus townsendi, 898 nucleotides long. RefSeq names its product nudix hydrolase 15 (gene NUDT15). Gene Ontology annotation, biological process: dGTP catabolic process. The coding region runs from base 1 to 846 and encodes 281 amino acids. Gene Ontology annotation, molecular function: 8-oxo-7,8-dihydrodeoxyguanosine triphosphate pyrophosphatase activity. The transcript is spliced from 4 exons. Lineage: Eukaryota; Metazoa; Chordata; Lepidosauria; Squamata; Sphaerodactylidae. Gene Ontology annotation, cellular component: cytosol. The record is from RefSeq and is a predicted model, not a curated record.